AUGAGAAGCUCACAAAGCAAUACAGGACUCCAUCCUCUUCCAACAACCGCUCAGCUCCCACUUUAUUGCAUCUUUUGCCGCAGAACCUCACACAGAUCCAUCGACUGCAGAACAACGUCAUUCUACAUCCAUCGGAAGAAUCGUGCCCGCUCCAAUGGAUACUGUACCAAGUGCAUCCAACCGCUGAUUCAAUCUGACGCAGGUCACCACUUGACCUGCACGGAGCCGAAAGUCUCGUGCGCCCACUGCCACGAGCACUCGGAGAAUCAAGCCAAAUGUGGUCACAACGAGGUAUUCUGCCCGCUUCAAUUUGGCAAAAAACCGGAAAAGGCCACCGGGGCCGGGAACAACUCCAACAAACGCGCUAGGACUGCUUCACCAACCGCUGUCAAGGCAGACGCUAAGCCAGAGGACUCGGAGGUUGAGACCAAACGUUCCAAAACCCAACCGCUCGCCACUGUUCCGGCGGUACAGGGUACGGAAAUCACAAUAGAUUGAGCCCGUCGCCUUUCUAUUUCAUCAUCUCACCACACAAGGACUGUACCCCAUUGUUGAUUUAAUUUAUUUUAAUUGUUGUCUCCCCGUUACCCAAUUAUCCAAAAAUUUGUUCAUCACCCGCUAAAAAUCUCAUAAUACUCGUCUCACCCCCUUUGUUCUUAACAGUCUCUGUGAUAGCCAGAGGCGGCUGUUCCAUCGCUAUCUUUCACCCCAAUAAACC
Caenorhabditis elegans is the source of this 718-nucleotide messenger RNA. It is a transcript of the gene Y43F4A.3, whose product is annotated as Nanos-type domain-containing protein. The transcript has 3 exons. The record is from RefSeq and is marked reviewed. Bases 1 to 498 code for a protein of 165 amino acids. Lineage: Eukaryota; Metazoa; Nematoda; Chromadorea; Rhabditida; Rhabditidae.